AUGAUUUCCGUGUAUUACGUUUUCGAUAGCGACAGUGAUAGCGAAGAUAUUGAAAAUGUAACGAUUCAUCGCAAAAUAUUGCGAUGUAAAUCCGACCCACUGAAUUUCUCAUCAGCAGAGUUUAAGAAAAAUUUUCGAAUCUCUAAGGAAAUGUUUUUGACCAUACUUUCCGAAAUUGAAACCAAAUUUCCGCCAUCGAAGGGAGCAGGUCUGACGCCAAAAGAGAAAUUGGCGGCUACAUUACGAUUUUUGGCUGAAGGCAGCUACCAACAAAGCGUCGGUCAAGAUUGGAAUGUGGCAAUUGCCCAGUCGACGUUUUCAGUUAUAUUUCGCCAAACAUUGAAAAUAUUGGAAGAAACACAGUGCCCAAAACGGAUUAAGCUAGAAAUGGAUGACAGUGAACAACAAGAAGCACGGCUAUAUUUUUAUGAGCAAAGUGGAAUCCCGGGUAUCGUAAUGUGUGCAGACGGCACGCAUGUUAAAAUCAUAGCGCCGAAGGAUAACAGGGAUCAGUACUACAAUAGGAAAGGCUUUUACAGUUUAAAUGUGUUGAUGCUUUCUAUAAAAGUGUUUCUUUUAUAUUUAAAGAUUUGUGACCAUAAAAUGGCUAUCCGAUACGUCAACGCUGCGUACAGUGGAGCAAAUCAUGAUGCUCAUAUAUGGGCAGUCUCUGGCGUAGAUAACUUUUUUGCCGAGAAAUAUCGAAGUGGAAAUACAGUUUUUAAUGUACUGGCUGAUUCCGCGUAUCCAUCCAAACCAUGGAUUGUAACGCCGAAUAGAAAUACAACUGUAAAUUCUCCGGAAGCCGUUUAUAAUAACCGCCAUGCCAAGCUACCGCACGAAGCGUAA
Molecule: messenger RNA, 849 nt
Organism: Anopheles bellator
Lineage: Eukaryota; Metazoa; Arthropoda; Insecta; Diptera; Culicidae
Product: putative nuclease HARBI1
Exons: 5
Coding region: 1-849 (282 amino acids)
Source: RefSeq, a predicted model, not a curated record